Molecule: messenger RNA, 1026 nt
Organism: Adineta ricciae
Lineage: Eukaryota; Metazoa; Rotifera; Eurotatoria; Adinetida; Adinetidae
Source: the annotation of a GenBank genome assembly
AUGUACUUGAGUUCGGUCGUUUACGCAACUGGCGCUAAUCCACAGUCAAUAGCGGUUAUUGAUUUGAAUAACGAUUCGAAGCCUGAUGUUGUCACGGCAAGCACUACUGCUCCUGGCUCAGUUAGCGUUCUUCUCAAUACAGGCGCCGGUACAUUUCCAUCUCAAACCACCUACGCAACUGAUAAUUAUCCAAAAUGGGUAGCGGUGGGUGAUCUAAAUCUUGAUGGCAGGCCGGACCUAAUUACAGCAAAUUAUGGUAACAACACAGUUAGUGUUCUUUUUAAUACGGGUAACGGCACAUUCUCUUCUCAAACUACUUACCCAAUUGGCCUUUAUCCAUACUCAGUAGCGGUCAGCGAUGUAAAUUCGGAUAACAAGCCAGACAUAGUUGCAACAAAUUUUGCUGAUCUCACAGUUAGUAUUCUUCUAAAUACAGGCAGUGGUAUAUUUUCUCCUCAAACUGCCUACGCAACUGGCAAUGGUCCAUUCUCAGUAGCAAUUGGUGAUAUUAACGGUGAUUCAAAACCCGAUCUAGUUACCCCAAAUAAUGCUGAAUAUACAAUUAGUGUACUUCUCAAUGCAGGCAGUGGUACGUUUCCUACUCAUACUGCCUACUCAUUUAGCAAUCCUCCAGUCGCAACAGCCAUUUCAGAUUUGAAUUUUGAUAGCAAACCCGAUUUAGUUGUUGCAACUUCUGGUGGAAAGUUUGUUAGUGUUCUUUUCAAUAAUGGCAGCGGUACAUUUGCUUCUCCAAUUGCUUACAAUACUAGCGAUGCUCCAAGGUCAAUAGUAAUUAGAGAUGUUAAUGCGGAUAGCAAGCUUGACAUAAUAACGGCAAAUUUUGGUGCAAAUACAAUUAAUGUUUUGCUCAACACAGGCAACGGCACAUUCUCUUCUCACAUUACCUACGUAACUAACAGUUCUCCAAUCUCAUUAGCAGUCAUUGAUGUAAACGGUGAUUCCAAACCUGAUCUAGUUACGGCAAAUCUUGCUACAAGUACUGUUGAGGUUUUUUUUCACUGCUAA